UCAGCGCGCUGUGACGUGUGUUGGGCGCGCUGUGAGCAGCUGUGGUCUGUGUUUGGUACCCGCUGCCAUGCCCAAGCGGAACUAUCCGUUCGCUGAUGCUUCUCCGCUGCAGCUCAAGGUCCAUGUGGGCCCGAGAGAGCUGAGCCGCGGUGUGUUCGCCGAGCGCUACUCGCGCGAGGUCUUCGAAAGAACCAAGCAGCUCCUUUUCCAAGGGGCCCAGGCCUACAGAGAUCACAUAUGGGGCGAAGGCUGUUCCAUCAUCCACUUGCCGGAGUCACUGAAGCCUGGCCUGGUGGGGGCCCCUCAAGCUGCAAGGGGACAGAUGGUGAUUGGACCUGAUGGCCGACUGACACGGUGCCAAGCUCAGGCCUCGGAAGCUGGCCUGCCUGGGACAGCACCCAUCGCUUGUUCAUCCUGCGUGAGGUCUGUGGAUGGGAAGGCGGUCUGCAGCCAGUGCGACCGGGCCCUGUGUGGACAGUGCAUCUACACCUGCUGGGGCUGCGGAGCCUUGGCCUGUAUGCUGUGCGGCCUUGCAGACUAUGACGACGAUGGCGAGAAGACGCUUUGCACCAACUGCGCUAUGUUUGAAGCCUGACGUGGUGGCCAUGGAGGGCACAAGAUGCUCACACUGAAGAGAGAGGAGGUGGCUUUUUUAUACAGUAUGUUUUGUACCCUGGUAACAAGUGAAUAAACCUCUUUAUAUUUGCACAA
Messenger RNA from Peromyscus eremicus (cactus mouse), 711 nucleotides. RefSeq names its product SIVA1 apoptosis inducing factor (gene Siva1). The record is from RefSeq and is a predicted model, not a curated record. The coding region runs from base 68 to 595 and encodes 175 amino acids. Gene Ontology annotation, biological process: extrinsic apoptotic signaling pathway. NCBI's taxonomy places the organism in Eukaryota, Metazoa, Chordata, Mammalia, Rodentia, Cricetidae. Gene Ontology annotation, molecular function: CD27 receptor binding. The transcript has 4 exons.